ACCUAAAGCAAAUGCCUUAUUUAAAUAUAGGUGACUUGAUGGAUCAAAACAAUUCGAGAAAAUAUGUCUCUAAGACUGUAGACGUUUUUCCUGACGAAGAAGUAGAACCCAAUAAAACACAGAUUCAAGAGGACGAAAACCGAACUGGUCCAAUUACGAUCAAUGAGGAGUUGGCCAACUCCACUGUGGCUGACUCUAUCGGGGACAUUUCGACUCAAGAACAAGACAAUUAUUCGAAAGACAACCAAGAAAACGCUAUAAAAGUAUAUGAAGAUUUAUCUAGUGGUAGUGAGGAUAUGAGACAAGUUAUUCAGGACAUAAAAGACAAAAAGGCACCAAAUAAGCUAAUAGAUCGGCCAUCCACUAGUAAACGCAACACAGAACAUAAAAUUCAAGAUAUUUCAGCUGAUACAUUGGCGACUGUUGAUUAUGAUCCAGUAUUGUCUGAUAGUGAUGAUUGUCAAGAGCCGUCACAUCAACCGUCUUUUGUGAACCAAAGCAACAUAAUUGAGAUUGCGUCUAGUAGCGAAGAUGAAUUAAAUGAUGGCCAAAUGCUUGAAACAGAUGAAGAAUCAUCUUUUAGAUUACAUUUUUCUAGGUCUUCGAACAGAUCGCCAGUUGUAGUUAAAGAAUUUGAAAAAAGUGAGAUAAUCUUUGAGGAAAAUAAUUCUCACAGUCGAAUUGAUUUGGAGAAUAACGAAGAAUCACAUAACUCCGUUAAGUACGAACGAGGCACGAUCUGUAUAGAUUCUACCAGGAACUCACAUGAGGAUUGUCCAGCAGAAUUCGCAGUGGUUCAAUUACAUGCUCAUCCUGAGAAGCAGCCCGUUUCGAUGGUUGAUAAUACAUUUGAUGAAUCGAAUAGAGAAAUUACACCAUUUUCAACUGCAGAAGUAACUGCGAUUAAAGAACUCACCAAAAUAUUAGAGGAAGGCGAUGAAAGCACAGAUGAAGAAAACUCCGUGUAUGGCUCAUCCAACAGUUUGCACAAUAGUGGCGUUGAGAUGAGCCAACUAGUUUUAGAAAAACCUGACGAUCCCUCGACUGACUCAAAUAAACAUUCUAUAAGUAUACAAUGCACCUUGGCUGCUAAGGAUCUUGAAUCAAGCAAUUCAGACAAAGCACUAACGAUGAAUGAUUCCGAGGAAUGCGUUGAAUUAUCAGAGCACCAGCGUUCGAUUAGCGUGCAGUG
Messenger RNA from Dendroctonus ponderosae (mountain pine beetle), 1192 nucleotides. RefSeq lists its product as uncharacterized. NCBI's taxonomy places the organism in Eukaryota, Metazoa, Arthropoda, Insecta, Coleoptera, Curculionidae. The record is from RefSeq and is a predicted model, not a curated record.